GUCGAUUCAUUAAAACAUCGCGCGCUAUGGUGAGAUGCCCGCUCAGACUUGAGCUAUAUGUGCACGAGGCGGAAACGUGUAACUUUUGUAGUCUGCCCACGAGUUCUUUACCCAUCUGACGGAUCUCGGUCUUACAGGACAGAACUUUACUGGAACAUAAUGACCAUUGACACGAGCCUGAACAAUCAGAAAUCAGGCUUCCGGCGUGUUACAGGAUUCUGGUCUCUCAUAUGCGAUUUCUCUUCCGACCUUUGCAUAGUUUCGUAUAACGGCAUUCAACUGAUAUCGAUCAUGAUUCAGGAUGUAUCUGGCAAUGCAAUGCAAUCACCAUCGCAUCAAGUGUACUGGAAUCAUGAUGCAUUGGAUAUAAUGCGCUUUGUAUCAGCAUCACUCCACGCUAACCAUAUCUUUCUUUGUUUGAAUAUACUAGCUCAAUGAUCCAAGCGAAUGAGACGACGAAUAAA
This is a messenger RNA of Suillus subaureus, 464 nucleotides long. RefSeq lists its product as uncharacterized. Bases 58 to 438 code for a protein of 126 amino acids. NCBI's taxonomy places the organism in Eukaryota, Fungi, Basidiomycota, Agaricomycetes, Boletales, Suillaceae. The record is from RefSeq and is a predicted model, not a curated record. The transcript has a single exon.